AUGGUUAUAAUAUUUGAAAAUCAAGAAAAUAGAUAUUUGGGUAAUAGAACUCCAUUUAAAUUUAUGAAUAAUAUUGGUAAACUUUCAAAAAAGAAACAAUGGUCUUUAUUAAGAUAUAAAUUAAAUUGUAUUUGUUUUGAUGAUAAUAAUAAUGGAAAUAGUAAAAAAAAAGUAGAAAAAUUAGAAAAAGAAAAUCAAGAAGAAAAUCAAGAAGAAGAAGAAAAUCAAGAAGAAAAUCAAGAAGAAAAUCAAGAAAAUCUUGAAUUUUUAAGAUUAAAAAGAAAAGAUUUAUUAUUAUUUUUUAAUUAUUGUGAUGAUAUUUCUUUAUUCGAAUUAUUGUUUGAAAAGAAAUCAAAAGAAAUCCAAUUUUCAAAUUCAACGCAAUUCAUUUUAAAUGUAUUAUCAAGUAAUUCAAUUACAAAUUGCACACCAAUAAUUUAUUUCUUAUCAAAUAAACAAUACCAAAUGUCAUUAAAAUCCAUCCAAGAAUCAGAUCCAUUCAUAAUAAUAAAUCAUUUUUUAAAAUAUUCAAAAACAGAAAAAGAUAUAAAUUAUUUAGAAUUACUAUUAUCAUUACAUAAUCAUAAAGUUCACCCACUUCAACUUUUAAAAAAUAGUCAAAAUUUUUAUCAAAUUGCAAUUGACAAUAAAUGUUUUAAAUCUUUAGAAUAUCUUAUUAUUAAUAAUAAUAAUAAUAAUUUACCAUCACCAAAUGCAUCAACUAUUCGAAAUAUUAUAAAUUAUUUUAUUAAAUCAUUAGAAAAAGAUGAUGAUCAAAUGAAUAUGAAAUACCUUUCUUUAUUUAAAAUUUAUUUAAAGAAUAAUAUUGAUUAUAAAUCAUUUAUAUCGAAAUGUAAUAAUAGUGAUAUCAACAGUACCAAUGUUUUAUUAUCAUUUAGAAUUUAUAAUAUUUGUAUAGAUUUAAAUGAUUUACAAUCAAUUGAAAUGUUUUUAAAAGAUGGAUUAUUAGCACACAUUGGUAAUAUUAAAAAAGUAAUAUUAAAUGAGAAUCAAGAAGCUCUAUCAAUUUUCCUACAACCAACUUAUUCCAAUAAUGCAAAUCUAUUAAAUAACCAAUUAAAUGAAUAUUAUUUACUAUUUGAAGGUGUUUGGAGAAUUCAAAAUCAAACUAAAAUGAAAUCAAUGUUUCAAAUAUUAUUAGAUUCUAAAAUAUAUCCAAGCUCUUUUGAUCCACUUGCAGAGUUUAAAAAAUAUCAACAACAACCACCACAACAACAACCACAACUAUUAAAACCUUUAAAUAAUUAUUUAAAUUAUUUACAAAGACCUUUAAUAAUUAAUUAUCAAUCUUUAAAGAUUGAUACUAAAACCUUAGUUGAAGAUGAAGAGAUUAAUAUCCUUCAAAUGAUAAAAGAAGGUAAUGUUUAUCCAGCUUUAAAUUUACUUUCUAAAUAUUCAACAACAACAACAACAAAGUUUAAACCAUUUUCUUUAGAGAAAAGUGAAACUUCCAAAUUAAUUAAAUAUUAUAAUUUUGAGGUAAUACAAAUUUUAUAUCCUUUCUUUAGUUCAAAUUUCAACCACUUUAUUUUUGUUAAAAAAUAUAAAAGGUAUGACCUUAUUCCAUUAUUUAAAUAA
Messenger RNA from Dictyostelium discoideum AX4, 1599 nucleotides. RefSeq lists its product as hypothetical. The record is from RefSeq and is a predicted model, not a curated record. Bases 1 to 1599 code for a protein of 532 amino acids. NCBI's taxonomy places the organism in Eukaryota, Evosea, Eumycetozoa, Dictyosteliales, Dictyosteliaceae. The transcript has a single exon.